Molecule: messenger RNA, 1932 nt
Organism: Hyaloscypha bicolor E
Lineage: Eukaryota; Fungi; Ascomycota; Leotiomycetes; Helotiales; Hyaloscyphaceae
Exons: 3
Coding region: 1-1932 (643 amino acids)
Source: RefSeq, a predicted model, not a curated record
AUGGAUCAUCCAGGCCCCUCGCAACCUCCACUCCCACCAUCGACAACGGAAAACCCAGUCGUGGUAGUUGGGCGGAACGUAAAGUUACUGCUGAGUUCGCACCAACGGCCAAGCAUCCGAAUCCUACGCAAUAGCUCAGUUCCACGCGCCGUACCUGCGACUCAAGACUUUGCAGAGAAACCUCUACCUGAAUUGCUACCUCGUGGAAAUGUACAAAGAUCCGAAGGCGGUGCAGAAUUUGCGGCACAGGAUGGUGCUCAGACAGAAUCUUCCCCUACUUUAUCAAGACAAAACACGCUCGCCAAUCGUUUUGCUGGCGCUCGAAACCGCGCUGGGUCUGUAGUGCAGUCAAUCCUCGGUCGUGGUGAAAAUUCUGCCGAAGAUGAUAAGCCCUUUGAGAACGAGAAUGAGUACGAUACAAACACGGUUGACCUGUUGGAUGUCAUGGGCAAAGUUACGGAGAGCGCUCAAGAGACGCGCACAAUCGAUAGGCUGAAAACCAAAUUGAAACGCAUAGCAGGACUAGGGGAGGAAGGAGAGGAGAAAAGAAGAGAGGAUAGCUUGUGCAACUGCCAAUAUGCCAUCUUGCCAGAUGACAAAACGCUCGAAGGCUGGACACAGGCGGACAAGGAGGAGCUGGAUGAUCGUGUUAGACAUAUGCUCCAUUCACGACGAGCGAAAAUGAAACGUGCCUUGAAGGGUUUUGGGCAGUAUGUCCGGCGACUUUACGCUACUCUAAUUACACUUUUCGGUGCGGCAUGGGUGUUCUUCCUCAUCGGCUGGAUAUCUCUGGGUUCGAAGCAAGACUAUGUUGUUAACGUCAUCGACAACAUCAUGGUAGCCCUCUUCGCAAUCAUUGGUGACGGCUUGGCUCCUUUCCGUGCCGUCGACACCUAUCACAUGAUCUAUAUCGCGCAUUACCACCGCAAGACCUGGAAAAAAAGAGAGAAACUCGGUCUCCCUGAACUGGUAGAUCACAACGAUCUCCCCGAUAACCGAAAAGAAGACAUCCAGCCCGCGGAAGUCGACCUCGAGAGUCUCGUCGCCCAAAGAAUGCCCCGCAGUCUCGCUCGCAGAGUCGCUCCCCGGAUCCCAAAGAGAUAUGCUUCUCGGAUGAUUGCGCGCAGCACCCCUGAACCAUCAUACGACUACUCGGUCCUGACUGAAGAAGAGCAAACCAAGCUGGAGUACCAUGAAAGGAAGUUCUCGAAGUCUCACACGUUCUACAAACCUCAUGAGACGGAGACGCACUACGCGUUCCCGCUCAAGCUCCUCAUCGUCGUUGUCGUGUUGCUGGAUCUCCACUCUUGCCUGCAAAUCACGCUUGGUGCGUGUACAUGGGGCAUUAACUAUCAUACGCGACCGUUCGCUCUUACGACCGUAAUUUUGUGCUGUAGCAUCACCUGCAACAUCACAGGCGGGGUGCUCAUCUCGCGCGGCGACAAGAAGACGCGUAAGAAGGAUGUUAUCGAGCGCAUGAUGAGGCAAGAGCUCACUUCGGAAGCAAUCGAGGAAAUGGAAAUGCGCUGGAUGAAGGAAGCCGAAGAGCGGGGCGAGAUCGACAAUUCUGUGAGGAAGAGGCGCGAGGAGGCGCGGGAUGCAGAGGAGACCGAGGAGAUUAAGAAGUCGUGGAAAGUCGUCCCGGCUCUGCCGAAAACGUUGCUUGGCAAAGGGGUCGACCAUCGGCAGCCAUCGCUGCCACAGGAGGCUAGGAGGUCGGGGUCGAACGUCGAUGUUGCGGCUUCGAGUUCAAGUUCUGUGAAGAGGAAACCUGCGUCGAAAAGUAGCUCGGCGUUGCCGUCUUUGCAGGAAGGAGUCGCGCAGCCAUCGCGUCCGAAUCCGGCGCUGACAAGAGGCGAGGAUCCAAUUAAGGAGGGGACGGGGCAGAAGGUUAUGAGGCUUGUAAGGAGAGCAGAUUUGGAUAGAAGCUAA